This is a messenger RNA of Solanum pennellii, 984 nucleotides long. Its product is annotated as aquaporin AQPAn.G-like. Gene Ontology annotation, cellular component: membrane. The record is from RefSeq and is a predicted model, not a curated record. NCBI's taxonomy places the organism in Eukaryota, Viridiplantae, Streptophyta, Magnoliopsida, Solanales, Solanaceae. The transcript is spliced from 3 exons. Gene Ontology annotation, molecular function: channel activity. Gene Ontology annotation, biological process: transmembrane transport. The coding region runs from base 1 to 984 and encodes 327 amino acids.
AUGGGUUCCAAUAAUAAUGUUGUUUUUAGUGAUGAAGAAAAUCAGUUUUCUUGUGGAACUAAUAAAGUUCAACCUUGCUCUUCUACACCAAAAAGGAGUAUUAUUGAUGAUGAGGGAAAGAAGUCAAAUUUUCUCUCAUUCUCUAAAAGGCUGGGCGUUUCUGACUUCUUUUCUUUGGAUGUAUGGAGAGCGUCAAUUGGAGAACUCUUAGGCACAGCGGUUCUUGUUUUCAUGUUGGAUACAAUAGUAAUCUCUACCUUAGAAAGUGACACCAAAAUGCCAAAUUUGAUUUUGUCAAUUCUUGCAGCAGUUAUAAUCACAAUCCUACUCUUGGCGGUUGUUCCAGUGUCUAGAGGCCACAUGAAUCCAAUUAUUUCCUUCUCAGCCGCGCUCGUCGGAAUUAUAUCCAUGUCAAGAGCCAUAAUUUACAUAAUGGCACAAUGUGUUGGUGCAAUUUUAGGUGCACUAGCUCUCAAAGCAGUGAUUAGUUCAUCAAUUGAAGACACUUUCUCACUCGGUGGUUGUACUGUCACAAUAAUUGCACCGGGCCCAAAUGGGCCUGUUAUUGUGGGCCUAGAGACGGCCCAAGCCUUAUGGCUAGAGAUAUUUUGUACAUUUGUUUUUCUCUUUGCUUCAAUUUGGAUGGCUUAUGAUCACAGGCAAGCUAAGGCUCUUGGACAUGUCACUGUCUUGUCGAUUGUUGGUGUAGUGUUAGGUCUUCUAGUGUUUAUCUCGACCACGGUGACCGCCAAAAAGGGCUACGCCGGGGCAGGGAUGAACCCGGCUAGGUGUUUCGGGCCCGCUAUCGUUAGAGGAGGUCACCUUUGGGAUGGACAUUGGAUCUUUUGGGUUGGGCCUAUUAUUGGUUGUGUAGCCUUCUAUGUAUACACAAAAAUCAUUCCAACAAAGCAUUUCAAUGCAGAAUAUGGAUACAAGCAUGAUUUUGUUGGAGUUGUUAAGGCUUUGUUUGGAUCGAAUGUAUAA